This is a messenger RNA of Pristis pectinata (smalltooth sawfish), 1814 nucleotides long. It is a transcript of the gene pla1a, whose product is annotated as phospholipase A1 member A. Gene Ontology annotation, molecular function: carboxylic ester hydrolase activity; lipase activity. Gene Ontology annotation, biological process: lipid metabolic process. NCBI's taxonomy places the organism in Eukaryota, Metazoa, Chordata, Chondrichthyes, Rhinopristiformes, Pristidae. The record is from RefSeq and is a predicted model, not a curated record.
GUAUACUUGCUUUGGGAGAUAUAAACAAGCAGCUGUAGAGGAUAAAUGAAUAAGCAUCUAUUGGUACAAUGGCUGACCACUGGAACAAAGUUUCAUUACUGGGAAUACUGAUCAUUCCAUUAUGCUUCACAGGAGUUAAUGCAAACGUUUCACAGAACUGCAGUGAUUUCCAAUCUUAUUCAUGGAGGAAUAUUUUAAAAAGGUCAAAACUCAAUGUCCAGUUCAUGCUACUUACCCGCAGGAAUGCCGCUUGUGCACAGGUUAUUAAUGACGACAAUGACAUUGAGAAUUCAAACUUCAAUGGGAGUCUUCCCACCAAACUAAUAAUGCAUGGAUUCAGGGCAGAGAGCAAGAUGCCUUUUCGAGAAGCUAACAAUGAAGCAGACACUUACAGGCUGGCGAAAGAAUUGAUUAAUGCAAUGGACGUGAAUGUUGUUAUUGUUGACUGGAUUAUUGGUGCAACAGCUUUAUAUUCCAGUGCAGUGAAAAAUUUGGAUGAGCUAGGAGAGGAGAUUGGUACCCUUAUACAAAGCUUUAUUUCACGCGGAAGCACAAAAGAAUCAUUCCAUUUGAUUGGAAUCAGUCUGGGAGCACAUGUGGGAUUUGUGGGUCGCAUGUUUGAUGGAAAACUAGGAAGAAUAACAGGUUUAGAUCCUGCUGGGCCUAAAUUUUCAAAGACAGCUGUUGACAAACGCCUUGAUCCUGGCGAUGCAGUGUUUGUUGAAGCUAUUCAUAGUGACUCUGACUACUUUGGAAUUUCACAACCAGUUGGCCAUAUUGAUUUCUACAUAAAUGAUGGAAAGGACCAACCUGGUUGUGCACGAUCUUCUUCACUCUCAGUGUACAGAUUUCUAAUCUGUGACCACAUGAGAGCAGUUUAUCUGUACAUCAGUUCCAUCAAGAAUCAUUGUCCAUUGGUGGCUUUCCCUUGUCAGACAUACGAGCAAUUUAUCACUGGGCAAUGUGUGGAUUGCCAUUACCACUCCCUGAGGCAUUGUCCUCGCAUAGGACUUUUGGAGCAUGCGGGUUUGCGUGCAGUUAUACAACCAAGGGAAGUUAAAGCAUUCCUGAUGACAUCAAGUCAUGUUCCUUACUGUGUCAAACAUUUUCUGGUAGAACUGUAUUUGGGAAAUGUUGGAAUUCACGAUCAGCAUGUUGAAAUAACAUUUCUGAGUAAUAACUACAACCAAACGUCAAAACUGCACCUAUUAAUACCUAAUAAGCAUUCAAAUACAAGAAUAAUGAAAAAAGUGAUGUCAUAUGAUCCAAGCUUUGGGAACAUGACAGCUAUCACUAUUAAGCUGUUGUCUACCUGGCGUAGAAAAAAACACCCAAUUCAUAUUGAGAAGUUGCGCUUUACAGAGCUCCCUUUGAAUGACAGAGAGAGACAAUCUCGCUGCAUCUACAACAUGGUGAUAGAUAAAGUCUUAUUUGAACAAUUUGAUAACUGUUGAGCAAAAUGCCUGAAUGUCUAUUGCUUCAAGAACAAAACUGCCAGACAAUCCUCUCAUUAACAAAUCAGGAAGACUUCAAAUGUUCUUUCCUAGGGAAACAAAGUGAAAUUUAACAUGCCUUACUGUAGAAAUUUAUAUUAUGAAGAAGAAAUAUACUGAACUUGAUUAGUUGCAUUGCAUGUGAAAGUUUGUUAUGACUGGUUAAUACAUAGUAUACAUAAAUAUAAACCAAGCAUGCAUCUGCAGCAGAUAUAGUUAAUCAUGUAGUGGAUGUACAAUUAGAAUGGAUAACAACAAAACAAACAUGUAUACAGUUGUAUUGUGGCUCCCACCAUUAAAAUAAAUUAAAACUUGUGUGAA